Cynocephalus volans (Philippine flying lemur) is the source of this 702-nucleotide messenger RNA. RefSeq lists its product as uncharacterized. The record is from RefSeq and is a predicted model, not a curated record. NCBI's taxonomy places the organism in Eukaryota, Metazoa, Chordata, Mammalia, Dermoptera, Cynocephalidae. The transcript has 6 exons. Bases 1 to 702 code for a protein of 233 amino acids.
AUGUCCCAUUUCACUAAUUGGAAGAGCAUCCAAGUGAGCAAAAGCUUGAUGCCAUAUGACAACAUCAGAGCUCCCCAUGAAAGGAAGGAGAAUAAGAAGAGGCAAGAGGACCUGCCUGAAGACCAGCACUUGCCUCGUGGUCAGAGGCUGCAGAAGGGAGAAAGGGCCCAGAGCACUGAGGACAAAACAAAGGAGACAGGAGAAGACAGGGCUGCUGAGGAAGGCCCUUCUCUCAGCAAAACAGAACCAAGGAAAGAUGCAAAGGGGUUCAGAUCUUCCGUGGCACAUAUGGCCGGUCUGCCCCAGCAGGGCCCUUUCCGGAACUUCAUGGACAUGAAGGUGGAGAAGAGACUGGCCGGCUGGAAGGAGCGCCGCAGCCGUUUUGGAGAUGUUAGCAUGCACAAGUGCUAUCGGUUUGGGCAGGUCUUCUCCCCUUUCCAGCCCUCGCCACCAUGCUCAACAGUGUGCCCUGAGAUGCAAAGACUGAUGUUUCCCCGAGACCUGCCCAUGAGUACCCACAUACAGAGAAUGGGUACUUUGUGCCCCACCGAUGUGAAUCUCCAGGAUUUAUCCUUGUUUUCCACAGAGUUGGGCUUGGGAAAGGAUGACCGCAACCAUGAGAAAGAGAAACCAGUGAGCCACGUUAAAACACCUUUAUUCCCCCCAAUAGUUAAAGCAACAAAAUCUAAUGACAUAAAAUAA